UUAAGCACUUCCAUUUCCAUCUCCCACCUGAUCGCAGCCCUAUAAAUCCCAACAGCUGAUCAACAGACUUCAGAAAUCCAAGAGCCUGAAACGGUGAAGCUAUUCAAGAGGAAACUAUCUGCUCCUUCACCACGGCAUUAAUAAAUAAACUCUCCUGUUCUUAACUAAAUCAAAACAUCAAUAAGGAGCUAAAAUUUUAAGUUAAAGAAUAAAAAACAGUAUUUCCAAUUUUGAAGCUGCAGUCAACUAUUUCUUUUCAUCAGUUUCGUUUUGCAGUUAUAGUCUGGCGGCAGCAGCACGAGGACGCCAGAGCGGAUCUUUCACUGCGGGAAGCUGUCCGAGGGCUGUAUUACAUGCGCGUGCCACAAAAAGGGAGCUAUCCAGUGCUGAAGUUGCAUUUCUGUACAGCAAGACGCGGCGUUGCGGGGCACCAGCAGCGGCUAGUCCAGACGAGCGAAGGCUUACGUUUUCCUGGGCUGGUAACUGAAUCGCAGCACAACGAGGCCAUUCCGACGUAAAAUUGUCUGCACCUGUGUUGCAUGAAGAGACGAAGACUUCGUACCACACGAGUGUUCCGUGCAGCAUCAAAACAUGCCAAGGUCUUUCCUGGUUAAAAAGGUUAAGCUUGAUGAUUUUUCAUCCACUGAUCUCGAAAGCUCGUAUGGCAGAUCCAGGACCGAUCUCAGUCUGCGGUUUCAUGACAAGGGGUACAUUAGUGACUACAUCAGCCCGUCUGUGUAUGACGGUGAAAGCGACAAUGCCAUCAAAGUGCCCUCGCCCGAACCCAUCUACCACGGCAUACACAGUGAUUAUGGAGCCCCGGAUUCAGACCAGCCAGACAGCCCACAGUCGGAGAUAUCAUCUGGUUACAUCAACGGGGACAACGCCGUGAGUGAAGGUUACACGGUGGAUGCUUUCUUUAUCACAGAUGGGAGGUCGCGGAGGAAAGUCAUCAACAGCCCCAGGAACGUACAGCGCCACACUUGCAACGAGUGCGGGAAAACCUACGCUACGUCUUCCAACCUGAGCCGACACAAGCAGACCCACCGGAGCAUGGAUAGUAAGAUGGCCAAGAAGUGCCCAACUUGUGGAAAGGUGUAUGUCUCUAUGCCGGCCAUGGCCAUGCAUUUGCUGACCCACGACCUAAAGCACAAGUGUGACAUAUGCGGUAAAGCUUUCAGCAGACCCUGGCUCCUCCAGGGCCAUAUGAGGUCACACACUGGCGAGAAGCCUUUUGGAUGUGCACACUGCGGAAAAGCGUUCGCCGACCGCUCCAAUCUGCGUGCGCACAUGCAGACUCACUCCGCUUUCAAGCACUACAAAUGCAAAAGAUGCAACAAGACCUUUGCUCUGAAGUCCUACCUGAACAAGCACUACGAGUCCGCGUGUUUUAAAGGCGCGUUCUCGCCUUUGAGGCCACUGGAAGCGUGACUUCCUUGUUCAAGAACACAAAAUGAACUUCCAGCUUUCUUCCCCUUUUCCUUGAAACCUGAUGAUAGCACAUUUUUCGCAAUUUUCUUCCGCAAUGAACCUAGGAAAAAUAUGGAUUCUUCGCAUGUACCUUAACAUACCUUUUGUUCUCUAUUUCCCCGCGUAGACUAUGCCCCUAUAUUCAUACAUAUAAAGCCGAAAUGUGUAUUUUGCCAAAACUCAGUGAAGACAUUGAAAAUGUCUGUUUCUCACAAAGGUCAAACCUUUUCAAAUUACUGGAUAAUAUUGUACUUCUGGCAGUGACCAUAAAGGUGUUCAGCAUUGAGGUAAACGUAUUUAUUUAUUCAUUUAUUUAUUUGUGUAUUUAUUAUCUGUGUUUAACCUUAAUCCGUGUAAAGUCUUUAUUUGCACUUUAUAAUUUAAUAUUGUUUGCAAAGCCUUCGUCAUCAAUAUGCCAAAGCAUUUGCCACUUUCUGAACAUUGUCCAUUUAUUUUUGUUUACUACAUUUUCAAAGUAAUUGCAUGCAAAAAAUGAAAUCUAUGCCAAUAUUACGAAGCUUUGGAUUUUGCCAAAAUCUAGUUAGCGUUCGUGGGCAAUAUUUCUUGGGAUCUCAUAAGGAACUAUAGAGCAAUAAUGACUUAAUGCAUGGUAUUUUUUAAAAGUAAAGAAAUAGUACUUAUAACAGUUUUAAAAAUCAGGUAUGGUUUUAUCCAGUAUUCUUAGUAGUCAUAAAGAAAUCCAAUAUCAGGGAGAUGCCAAUGUAGUAUUAGAGGAUUAAAUUGACUUGGGGUGGGGGGAGGGGUCCUUUUGUAUAUGGUUAUGCACUGCCUGCCUCUAAUUUAACGUAGUUUUAGAACGUAGGCUUGUGGUGCUGAGUGAUCAGCUCCGAGCGAUUCAGAACAUUUCUCCAAAUCUGCGGAACGGCCACUGAAGCCAAAAUAACGGCACAGGCCAUCUACCAUUUCACGGGAGGACAAAUGAGGGGUCAUUUCCAUGCAAACCAGACUAUUUGCACUGUAUUCAGACUGAACUUGACCGAGAGUAAAUGAUGCCUUGUUUUAGCCAAGUGGAAGUCCGUCAGAUUUGUCUUUAAAGCACUUCAUAUACGUUUCCAACUUUAAAAAGUAGCACAAAACCUAUAGAUUCAGGUAGAAGGACCUUGUAUUAGCUUGACCUCUGUUUUUGUACAAUGAAUAAAAGGAACCAACUGUUUAUUGCAAGAUGCCUUGUAAAUAUCCUUUGGAAUUUAAAAUUUUUACAACUGUAAAGAAUCAAAUUACCUUAUUUCUGGAGUUUUUUUUCUUGAGAAACUUUUGACCAGUACAGUUUGAAUGAUGUAAGCACAAUGACACCUGGCAUUUUGUCUCACUUCAUAAUAAAGAACAAAUAAAUAAAA
This is a messenger RNA of Anguilla rostrata (American eel), 2828 nucleotides long. It is a transcript of the gene scrt1a, whose product is annotated as scratch family zinc finger 1a. Gene Ontology annotation, molecular function: DNA-binding transcription factor activity, RNA polymerase II-specific; RNA polymerase II cis-regulatory region sequence-specific DNA binding. The coding region runs from base 592 to 1431 and encodes 279 amino acids. Lineage: Eukaryota; Metazoa; Chordata; Actinopteri; Anguilliformes; Anguillidae. The record is from RefSeq and is a predicted model, not a curated record. Gene Ontology annotation, biological process: regulation of DNA-templated transcription. The transcript is spliced from 2 exons.